Messenger RNA from Gossypium raimondii (Peruvian cotton), 1401 nucleotides. Its product is annotated as photosynthetic NDH subunit of subcomplex B 2, chloroplastic. The transcript is spliced from 3 exons. Gene Ontology annotation, biological process: carbohydrate metabolic process. Lineage: Eukaryota; Viridiplantae; Streptophyta; Magnoliopsida; Malvales; Malvaceae. Bases 167 to 1234 code for a protein of 355 amino acids. The record is from RefSeq and is a predicted model, not a curated record. Gene Ontology annotation, molecular function: catalytic activity; carbohydrate binding.
GGGAAACCUUUGACAAAAAAGUUGAGAUAGGAGAGAAGUGCAAAAAUGUGAAAAUCUAAGGCCGAAAAAGCAUAUCCAAACAAAACGGUUGCCAAAAGGAUGAGCCUACCAGCUUAGUUACUCCACUGUUGUGUGGAAGCUAACAAGACUUUUCUUCCUUCAAACAAUGGCUUCCCUUCUUUCUUUCUCUCUUCCAAAACCAAACAUAAUCAAAGCUGUUUCCGCUUCUUCUGCAACUCCUACUACAACUACCCUUCCCGCUCCAGAGGCUCUUGAUGAAAAAUUUGGUCGCAAAGGCAUCAAAUUCUCAGAGUCCAACAAUGUCCCAUUUGUUGAGCUGACAGUAAGAAAUGGAAGCUCACUGAAACUAAGAAUACCUGAUGCUCAUGUCACUUCUUACAAACCUAAAGUAUAUUGGAAAGACGACGGCUUAGAGGAGAUCCUUUACACGGUUCCUGCUGCGGGAACAGACUCUACCAAGUUCAAAGGAGGGAUUGGUCUGGUCAUCAAUGAUGCAACUGAAAAAAGUUCAAAAGGGUCGGUUCUAUCAGGUUAUGACUGGACUGUAAAGGAUGCUGAUAAUGAUGCCAUUGAUGCUCUUCAGGUUGAGUUGAGCUGUACUGCUGGAACUCUAGAUAUCAGUUAUGUCGUCUCCCUUUAUCCAGUAAGCAUAGCAACAGCAGUCAUAGUAAGGAACAAUGGCCGCAAAGAUGUGAGUUUAACCAGUGCAAUACUUAGCCAUUUGAACUUCAAGAAAAGAAGUCGAACAGCAAUUCAUGGACUCAGAGGCUGCUCUUACUGCUCGCAUCCGCCAUUGUCUUCACCUUUCGAGCUCUUAUCCCCAUCUGAAGCAAUGAAAACUGAAUCUUCAGGAUGGUUUGGUUCUGAUAGUGAAGAGAAACCAGGUGUAUGGACCAAACAAGAUGUGCCAAUCACCAUAUUGAAGGAUAAGCUGAGUAGAGUGUAUGCUGCUCCUCCAUCAGAGAGAUUGAAGCCAAUUUUUGACACCCCACCUUCAAAAUAUGAAACUCUUGAUCAGGGUAGAGAACUGUCCUUCAGGGUAAUAAGAAUGGGGUUUCAAGAUAUAUACUUAUCAAGCCCUGGUUCAUUAGCAGAGAAGUAUGGGAAGGAUUAUUUUAUCUGCACUGGACCGGCUUCAAUGCUGGUGCCUGUUGUUAUAAAACCUGGUGAAAAUUGGAGAGGAGCUCAAGUCAUUGAGCACGAUAACUUGUAAUUAUAUAUAAAUAUAUAUAUAUAUUCCAUUUUAAUUGUUCCCUUUUUCAAUUAGCUGGUUUUUGGAAACCAUUAUUGUAGUCUAUAUUCUAUGUAAUGUUGCUGCAAUUCAUUGACUCAUAGUGAUCUAUGCUUGCAAUAAUAAAGCAAAUAGAUAACAGUUUCUAA